This is a messenger RNA of Macaca mulatta (Rhesus monkey), 9239 nucleotides long. NCBI's taxonomy places the organism in Eukaryota, Metazoa, Chordata, Mammalia, Primates, Cercopithecidae. The record is from RefSeq and is a predicted model, not a curated record.
GGCUCGGCCAGUUUUGCUAGGGCCGUCUGGCGAGCCACACUAAUUCCCAAUUUUUGGUAUCGCUAGGAUUCGGCGGCUGUGAAACUGAUUUCCGGUCGCUAAGGUCUCCAUGGAGACAGCACUUUAACCCCUUUCUCCCACUGUCAUUCCUCAACUCCACGUGGUUCAGAAAUCGCCCAGAGAAUGUUUGUGGGAGUCAGCCAGGAAGGUGUAGAGUGAAGCAGCGUUCUAAAGGGAAGCAAAAUCAGUACAUGGUGGUACCUCCUGUUAGUCUAACAAGUCACUGAGUGACUACUGUUAAUUCUAUUUAAAAUGGGUGUAAAGAAGAAGAAAGAAAUGCAAGUUACUGUGUUGACCAUUUGCCAUCAGGACCUUGAAACUUUGAAAUCUUUUGCUGAUGUGGAAGGGAAAAAUCUAGCUUCUUUGCUGUUACGUUGUGUACAACUCACGGAUGGAGUGUCACAAAUCCAUUAUGUUAAACAAAUUGUGCCUCUGCUGGAGAAAGUAGAUGAAAAUGGCGUGUGUGAUCCCACUAUUCAAAGUUGUUUGGAUAUUUUAGCAGGCAUUUAUCUUUCUUUGAGUCUAAAGAAUCCCUUGAAGAAAGUAUUGGCAAGCUCACUAAAUAGCCUACCUGAAUUUUUUCUACCUGAAGCUGUACACCGUUUUACUUCUCGUCUUCAGGAAGAAUUGAAUACUACUGACUUAUACUCUUAUAGGAAAGUAAUUGACAAUAUAUCUUCCUGUAUGGAGAACUUUAACUUGGGUAGAGCAGGUGUUAAUAAUCUGCUUAAAAAUGUGCUUCAUUUUCUGCAGAAGAGUUUAAUUGAAAUCGUGGAAGAAAAUAGAAAAUGUGCUGGAAAUCAUAUUAUUCAAACACAGUUGAUGAAUGACUUAUUGGUAGGCAUUAGAGUUUCAAUGAUGUUAGUACAGAAAGUACAAGAUUUCCAGGGAAAUCUUUGGAAGGCUUCCAAUUCUCCCAUAUGGCAAAAUAUGUGUGGAUUGCUGAGUAUUUUUACCAAGUUUUUAAGCGAUGAUGAUCUAUUACAGACUGUACAGAGCACAUCUGGAUUAGCUAUUAUUCUUUUUAUUAAGACUAUGUUUCACCCAUCUGAAAAGAUUCCUCAUUUGAUAAGCAGUGUGCUUCUUCAUUCAGUGGACUGCACCAGCGUCCCCGAGUGGUUUAUGAGCAGUUGCAGAAGCCUCUGUUGUGGUAACGUCUCUGGGUCAGCUGUCUUAUUCCUAUGUCAGGGGACACUUGCCAUGUUGGACUGGCAGAAUGGGAGCAUGGGUCGGAGUGGGGAGGCCCUUCUCUUGGAUACCGCACAUGUUUUGUUCACCUUGAGUUCACAGAUUAAAGAGCCAACGCUGGAAAUGUUUCUGUCUAGAAUCAUGGCAUCCUGGACUAAUUCAGCCAUACAAGUCCUUGAAUCAAGUUCCCCCAGCCUAAGGGACAGCCUGAAUGGGAAUUCAAGUAUAGUUGGGAGACUUUUGGAAUAUGUCUAUACCCAUUGGGAACAUCCAUUGGAUGCUCUAAGACACCAAACCAAAAUCAUGUUCAAAAACCUUCUCCAAAUGCACCGGCUCACUGUGGAAGGUGCAGGUUUGGUCCCUGAUCCUUUCUUUGUGAAACUGACUGAGUGUCUUCUGCGAUUGGAAUGGCAUAUUAAAGGAAAGUACAUGUGCCUUGGUUGUUUGGUAGAGUGCAUAGGAAUUGAACAUAUUCUGGCUAUAGAUAAAACUAUUCCAUCUCAAAUCUUAGAGGUGAUGGGGGACCAGUCAUUGGUACCUUAUGCAAGUGACCUCUUGGAAACCAUGUUUAAAAAUCAUAAGAGUCAUUUGAAAUCCCAGACUGCUGAGAGUUCUUGGAUUGACCAGUGGCAUGAGACUUGGGUUUCUCCUCUCCUUUUUAUACUGUGUGAAGGAAACUUGGAUCAAAAAUCUUACGUGAUUGAUUAUUACUUGCCAAAAUUACUAAGUUACAGCCCUGAAAGCUUACAGUACAUGGUAAAGAUUCUUCAGACUUCUAUUGAUGCUAAAACUGGACAAGAGCAAUCUUUCCCAUCCUUAGGGUCUUGUAAUAGCAGGGGGGCUCUGGGAGCUUUGAUGGCAUGUCUGCGAAUAGCUAGAGCUCAUGGACAUCUUCAGUCUGCUACUGAUACCUGGGAGAACCUCGUGUCUGGUGCAAGAAUAAAGCAAGGCUUAAUUCAUCAGCAUUGUCAAGUAAGGAUAGAUACAUUAGGCUUGCUUUGUGAAAGUAAUCGAAGCACAGAAAUUGUUUCCAUGGAAGAAAUGCAGUGGAUUCAGUUCUUUAUUACAUACAAUCUUAACAGCCAGUCUCCAGGAGUGCGGCAACAGAUCUGUUCACUUCUUAAAAAGUUGUUUUGUAGAAUACAGGAAAGUUCUCAGGUACUUUAUAAAUUGGAGCAGAAUAAAUCCAAACAUGAACCAGAGAAGGAGUUAACCAAACAGCACCCUUCUGUUUCUUUACAGCAGUAUAAGAAUUUCAUGUCAUCCAUUUGUAACAGUCUUUUUGAAGCAUUGUUUCCUGGAUCUUCCUACUCAACUAGAUUUUCAGCUUUAACCAUUUUAGGCUCAAUAGCUGAAGUUUUUCAUGUCCCAGAAGGUAGAAUUUAUACAGUAUAUCAGCUGAAUCAUGAUAUUGAUGUUGGUCGUUUCCAAGCACUAAUGGAAUGUUUUACCAGCACUUUUGAAGAUGUGAAAAUGUUAGCAUUUGAUCUUCUGAUGAAGUUAUCAAAAACAGCUGUACAUUUUCAGGAUUCAGAGAAACUGCAAGGCUUAUUUCAGGCAGCAUUGGCGCUCAGCACAAGCACCAAACCAUACGACUGUGUGACAGCUUCCUACCUGCUGAACUUCUUAAUCUGGCAGGAUGCUCUACCGUCAUCCUUGUCUGCCUACUUAACUCAGCAAGUUGCAUGUGGUGAUGGAGAUAGACCAGCUACUGUGGUGGAAAGGAACACAUUAAUGGUUAUCAAAUGCUUGAUGGAAAAUCUUGAGGAGGAGGUGUAUCAGGCUGAAAAUUCUCUGCUUCAGGCAGCAGCAUCAUUUCCAAUGUAUGGGCGUGUCCACUGUAUAACAGGAGCUUUGCAGAAGUUAUCUCUAAACAGCCUGCAGUUGGUGAGCGAGUGGAGACCUGUGGUAGAGAAGCUCCUUUUGAUGUCCUACAGGCUUUCCACUGUGGUAUCUCCAGUCAUUCAGAGCUCAUCCCCUGAAGGCCUCAUACCAAUGGACACUGAUUCAGAGUCAGCAAGCCGCUUACAGAUGAUUCUGAAUGAGAUUCAGCCUCGAGAUACUAAUGAUUAUUUUAACCAAGCCAAAAUAUUGAAAGAACAUGAUAGCUUUGAUAUGAAGGACUUGAAUGCCAGUGUGGUGAAUAUUGAUAUUUCUACAGAAAUCAAAGGUAAAGAAGUAAAAACAUGUGAUGUAACCGCGCAGAUGGUGCUGGUAUGUUGUUGGAGAAGUAUGAAGGAAGUUGCUUUACUUUUAGGCACGUUGUGCCAGCUUCUGCCCAUGCAGCCUGUGCCAGAAUCUUCUGAUGGAUUAUUGACAGUGGAGCAGGUAAAAGAAAUAGGAGAUUACUUUAAACAACACCUUUUGCAGUCCAGGCACAGAGGAGCAUUUGAACUGGCUUAUACUGGUUUUGUGAAACUAACUGAAGUACUAAACAGGUGCCCAAAUGUGAGUCUGCAAAAGCUGCCGGAGCAGUGGCUAUGGAGUGUUUUAGAGGAAAUCAAAUGCAGUGAUCCUUCAUCUAAACUCUGUGCUACAAGGCGCAGUGCUGGAAUUCCGUUCUACAUACAGGCACUGUUGGCAUCUGAACCAAAGAAAGGCAAAAUGGAUUUGUUGAAAAUAACAAUGAAAGAGUUAAUCUCUUUGGCUGGGCCUACAGAUGACUUACAGAGCACAGUCCCCCAGGUUCAUGCUUUAAAUAUCCUUAGAGCGUUGUUCAGAGAUACACGCCUGGGAGAAAAUAUUAUUCCUUAUGUUGCUGAUGGAGCUAAGGCUGCAAUUCUGGGUUUUACAUCACCGGUCUGGGCAGUGCGAAAUUCAUCCACACUUCUCUUUAGUGCCUUGAUCACAAGAAUUUUUGGAGUUAAAAGGGCAAAGGAUGAACUUUCCAAAACAAAUAGAAUGACAGGGAGAGAGUUUUUCUCUCGUUUCCCAGAACUCUAUCCUUUUCUUCUCAAACAGUUGGAAACUGUAGCCAAUGCAGUAGACAGUGAUAUGGGAGAACCAAAUCGUCAUCCAAGCAUGUUUCUCUUACUUUUGGUGUUGGAGAGACUCUACCCUUCUCCGAUGGAUGGUACUUCUUCUGCUCUCAGCAUGGGACCUUUUGUUCCCUUCAUUAUGAGGUGUGGUCACUCACCUGUCUAUCACUCCCGUGAAAUGGCAGCUCGUGCCUUGGUCCCAUUUGUUAUGAUAGAUCACAUUCCUAAUACCAUUCGAACUCUGUUGGCCACACUCCCCAGCUGCACUGACCAGUGUUUCCGGCAAAACCAUAUUCAUGGGACACUUCUCCAGGUUUUUCAUUUGUUGCAAGCCUACUCAGACUCCAAACACAGAACGAAUUCAGACUUCCAGCACGAGCUGACUGACAUCACUGUUUGUACCAAAGCCAAACUCUGGCUGGCCAAGAGAUCCCCAAAUCUGAGCCCACUUACUAUUUCUACUAUGUGGUUCAAAGAGCUGCUCCAUAUAUUGAAUGAAGAAAAAAAUCCAUUUAUUGGGGAAAAAUGUCAUCUCCAGUGUUUGUUAAUCUUGCCAUUUGUCUGUUGUUCAGCUCGUUAUUUCAAGUCCACAGAUACAGUUUUUAAUAUGCAAAAUCCAUGUUUGGUGACCAGAGCUGUAUAUAUUGAUAUUCUCUUCCUGUUGACUUGCUGCCUCAACAAAUCUGUAAAGGACAACCAGCCAGUUCUGGAGAGUCUUGGCUUCUGGGAGGAAGUCAGAGGGAUUAUCUCAGGAUCAGAGCUGAUAACAGGAUUCCCUUGUGCCUUCAAGGCGCCGGGCCUGCCCCAGUACCUCGAGAGCCUCACUAGACUAACCAUUGCUGCAGUGUGGGCUGCAGCAGCCAAGAGUGGAGAGCGGGAGAGGGAUGUCCCCAUCUCUUUCUCUCAGCUGUUAGAAUCUGCCUUCCCUGAAGUGCGCUCACUGACACUGGAAGCCCUCUUGGAAAAGUUCUUGUCAGCAGCCUCUGGACUUGGAGAGAAGGGUCUGCCACCCUUGCUGUGCAACAUGGGAGAGAAGUUCUUAUUGUUGGCCAUGAAGGAAAAUCACCCAGAAUGCUUCUGCAAGAUACUGAAAAUUCUCCACUGUAUGGACCCUGGUGAGUGGCUUCCCCAGACGGAGCACUGUGUCCAUCUGACCCCAAAGGAGUUCUUGAUCUGGACGAUGGAUGUUGCUUCCAAUGAAAGAUCUGAAAUUCAGAGUGUAGCUCUGAGACUUGCUUCCAAAGUCAUUUCUCACCACAUGCAGACAUGUGUGGAGAACAGGGAAUUAAUAGCUGCUGAGCUGAAGCAGUGGGUUCAGCUGGUCAUCUUGUCCUGUGAAGACCAUCUUCCUACAGAGUCGAGGCUGGCCGUCGUUGAAGUCCUCACCAGUACUGCACCACUUUUCCUCACCAACCCCCAUCCUAUUCUUGAGUUGCAGGAUACACUUGCUCUCUGGAAGUGUGUCCUUACCCUUCUGCAGAGUGAGGAGCAAGCUGUUAGAGAUGCAGCCACGGAAACUGUGACAACUGCCAUGUCACAAGAAAAUACCUGCCAGUCAACAGCAGAGGGACCUCUACCCAUAACCAGGGAGGCAUUUUCUCAUCUGGGAAGAAAACUGAAGGACAGCUGCCGUCUUGGAGAGAGAAUACUGAUCUGGGAAUCAGGGAGUCCUCUCUUGAACUAUUUGCCUUCAGUUUCUCUAUCAAAUGAAGAGUUUGCCUUCUGCCAGGUGGAUGCCUCCAUCGCUCUGGCCCUGGCCCUGGCCGUCCUGUGUGAUCUGCUCCAGCAGUGGAACCAGCUGGCCCCUGGACUGCCCAUCCUGCUGGGAUGGCUGUUGGGAGACGGUGAUGACCUCGUGGUCUGUGUGGAGAGCAUGCAUCAGGUGGAAGAAGACUACCUGUUUGAAAAAGCAGAAGUCAACUUUUGGGCCGAGACCCUGAUCUUUGUGAAAUACCUCUGCAAGCACCUCUUCUGUCUCCUCUCCAAGUCUGGCUGGCGUCUUCCAAGCCCUGAGAUGCUCUGUCACCUUCAAAGGAUGGUGUCAGAGCAGUGCCGCCUCCUGUCUCAGCUCUUCAGAGAGCUUCCACCAGCUGCAGAAUUUGUGAAGACGGUGGAGUUCACAAGACUACGCAUUCAAGAGGAAAGGACUUUGGCUUGCUUGAAGCUGCUGGCCUUUUUGGAAGGAAAGGAAGGGGAAGACACCCUAGUUCUCAGUGUUUGGGACUCUUCUGCAGAAGCGAGGUAGUUAACUCUUCCAAGAACAGAGCAGCAUGUUGAAGAAAAUUUGGGGGAUUGGGAUGGGGGUAUGUGUGGAUUUUUCCUCACAAAUCUGCAGGAAACAUGUUGAACAUAAAUUCAAAAAUGUUAUCCCAUUCAUGCCUCCCCUAGUUCUGUGAGUCUGGUCGUCUGUCACUCCUCACAGAGAAACUGUUCUUCAGUUCACUCAUUCAGGGCAGCCUACUUUAUUGCUGCUACUGUAGGAAGUGAGGCGACUCUGCUGCAGAUUUCCUCUGUCCCCAGGUGCAGGCCACCUGCAGGCCUGAAUGAGCCUUUUUCAUCCCCCAGGGCCUCUAAUGCCCUGCCAUAGCCUCCCUACAUUCUCUGUGAAGGAACUACACAGAGUUGGAUUUUAGCACACACACAUGACCCCUCCCCCUCCCCUGUUCUGGCUUUAUGUAGGGGCUGGAUGAGUUGGCAAACAGCCCAUUUGGUCUGAUUCAUAAAUUUUGUUCCAUUUUAGCAAAGCAGAAAUAUGUUCCAAAUGUUGGAUCCUAGGAGAAUUCAGGAUCAACCUUGCACAAAUAAUUUAUUUUUAUUGUCUGCAUGUGUAAGUCCUGCAGUGACCUACACAUUCCAUCUUAAUUAUUCAAAGAGCCAUUGAGCAUUCCCCCACCCCCAAAAAAGUAUGCUUAUGCUAGGAAACCUGAUUUUGCCACCCAGUGAAAGUAUAUCCAUGCUCUUAGCUGUGAGGAGGAACCUGGGGAAAGGAGAGGCAGAGAAAAUGACUUAUUCUAUGCCUACAUUGUUUACCUAUCACUUGCUUGGUGGCAGUAACAAGAUUCUCACUUAAGAUGCCAUUAAACACAUUUAUCAGCCGGGCACGGUGGCUCACGCCUGUAAUCCCAGCGCUUUGUGAGGCUGAGGCAGGCAGAUCAUGAGGUCUGGAGUUCAAGACCAGCCUGACCAACAUAGUGAAACCCCAUCUCUACCAAAAAUACAAAAAUUAGCCAGGAGUGGUGGUGCGCACCUGUAAUCCCAGCCACUCAGAAGGCUGAGGCAGGAGAAACGCUUGAACCCAGGAGGUGGAGGUUGCAGUGAGCCGAGAUCACACCACUGCAUUCCAACCUGCACGACAGAGCGAGACUCCGUCACACACGCACACACAUACUGCACUCCAGCCUGGGCGACAGAGUGAGACUCCGUCACACACACACACACUCCAGCCUGCGUGACAGAGCGAGACUCUGACACACACACCCCCUUUGCAGUGAUUUUAAUCUAGAAACCUUAAUGAUUUUCUGCCUUUUCAAGCCCAGCCCAGCCCUCUUCCUCACACACCCGGCAGGUGGCGCUCUUGCAUACGUUUUGUUUCUGGUCCAGUUUUUCAUUGGCUCACCAUUUUUUAUUUAUAAUUUCAGAGUAAGUGUUACCCACUAACAGUUAUCUUGAGAAUCAUAGCUUUGGAUGGGUCGUAGCCUCAUCCGCAUCCAUUUUUCAUCCUACUGAUCUGAAAAAACAUUUCAAUCAUAGUAUAUAAAGUUGCUCCAGAUUUUAGGGUCUGUAAAAAAAAAAAAAAAAAAAACCUAAAUACUCAGGUGAAUGAUCACUUAGAGUAAUUUAUUGAUGUUUCAGAGUCUGAAGGGGCAGGUUAGAAGAGAGUGAGUUUACAAUCAUUUUCUACUGCAGAAAAGCUCAUAUUUCAAAUGUAGUUCAUCUCUCUUUGAGAGAUACAUUUAACACUAAAAAUGCAGCUGUAAGCCAGGCAUGGUGGUGCACACUUGUAAUCCCAGCUACUCAGGAGGCUGAGGUGGGAGGAUCGCCCAGGAGUUCAUGCCUGUGAAAGACCACUGCACUCCAGCCUGAGUAACACAGCAAGACCCCAUCACUAAAAGAAAGGAAUUUAAGAACAAAAAAGCAGCCAUACUGGAAGUAUAGGAAAGGGGCUUUGUAAGAGGCAGGAAAGAAGUUAACUCAGUGUCCAAAGUUUUGUCCUAAAGAGAACAGGAAAUUCCCUGGGUGGUUUUGCAACCACUCGGCCCCAAAUGUGGUUUCUGUGAUCCUGAAUUAAUUACCUAGUUAGGCAGCUGUGUAGCCCACACCUGAGGGAAAGUUGCCAACCUAACACUUUUUGUUCUAAGACCUAGCUGGUGAGACGUGAGGGACUUGGUAACAUAAAUGUGGUGAUAACCACAGAAGAAGAAUUAUGAAACUGGCCCAACAAAGCCCAGCUCAAUGGAAAUGGCCAGCACUUCUUUUUUCCUCCAUUUAAAAUGAAAUAAAAGCAGCUACAUUAUACAUUUUAUACUAGCAGGUACUCUGUACACAGCAUGUCCCAUAAUAUGUCCACAUGUUAUCUCCAGAAUCCUAAUCUGCAAAGUGGGUGUUCUCACAGCUCUUGACUGGGACUCACCCCAGAUUUGGACGUUGAUUCAAACAGAUGUUUCCAUUGGUUCUGUAUCUGAAAUCUUGUUACUAACCUAAUAAAAGUGCCUAGGGAAGUGGCUGUUUCACACUGUUUGGUGAGAUGUUUGGGGUCAUCUCACCAAAGAACAAACCAGACCACAGUUGCCCAGGUAUAUCAAGGGAUCAGUGUAGGGUAGGUGCUAAAAGUGAAACUGGUCCCUCUGAGGUCACCUACUCUUGGCUCUGAGUCCUAGGGUCCAGGACUUGGGUACCCCCACAGCUCUGCACUCAUGAGUCUGUGGCUCUCUGUCCAUCUGGCCAUAGUUCAGAAGCCUGGCUUUCUCCACCCUUAUGCUUUGUCAAUUUGGUUUAAUACAUAAAGAUGGUUUA